Nylanderia fulva is the source of this 514-nucleotide messenger RNA. RefSeq lists its product as uncharacterized. Gene Ontology annotation, cellular component: mitochondrion. NCBI's taxonomy places the organism in Eukaryota, Metazoa, Arthropoda, Insecta, Hymenoptera, Formicidae. The record is from RefSeq and is a predicted model, not a curated record.
AUGAUGCCUCUAGAACAUAAGAUACCUAUGAUACCUGGACUCAAAGAUGCUUAUAAUUUUACACGACGUAAGGUAGGAAGCAGUCUGUGGGAGAUAGAUGGACCAAAAAUGAAGUUCGACCUGAGUGAUCCUUAUUGCCAUGAAAGCGGAUUCUCCUACGAACUCCUGCAUGAUAAGCAUCUACGCGAUUUUUUCUCUAGACCAGCUAAUUUGAAGUGUCUGUUAAAAGCCGGUCUCAUCACAAACGAUAUGGAUGUGAAAUGUUCGCUGCGCGAUUAUAACACUUACAGAAAAUAUCUGAAAAAAGUACAUACUGACCGUGUCAGAAGAGAACUGAAAAGAAGAAAUCGUUUAUUUGUUGAAAGAAGAGCCCUUCGUUUCGCCGAGGACCAAGCACGCAAGGAAGUGAAAAGGUAUAUUUCAUAAUUAUUAUGUAGCAAGAAGAAUAUCAUUUCCUAAUUUCAAAAAUUAAAUUUCUUUAACAGAAAAAAGUAAAUUUCUAUUCUACAUCAAA